AUGGACAGAAGAUCAGAACCUCACGAAACGCUUUUCUCUUUCGAGUUGCUGGUGGAUUAUGUACUGUUCGACCACAUAAGGAGCAGUAAUCAUGCGGAGCCUGCCGUUGGCGUAAGGCUUUUGGAUUUCCCUACGCUUUUAAUUUAUCGCAAAGGGACAGAGAAUGCCUUGUCAAAAUCAGACUUUGAUCAGAAAACUCGAACACCUGAUGAUUUGCUUCAAAGCAACGGUGGCGGUGUGGAGUACUCUUUUCAUAAAGGAAAAUCGUGCUUAUUUAAAAUUAAUUUAGAUUCACUCCAUAUUCACUUGUCAAACACCCCUCUGUAUGUAAUGGUUUUGGAUGUGAGAGAUGAGAUUCCGAAGCUGAUGGGAAGUUCUUUAAUCUCUCUUGCUAAAUUAACUGAAAGAAUCAAAUUGGACGUAUAUAAACAUGGUAUUUGCACUCCAGCUGCCUAUGGAGAAAGAGGUGUUAUCCCCCUGUGCAAUCUUAUGGGGGAGAGAAUUGGUACUAUUUCAAUGGGUUAUAAAAUUGUAAGUUUGGGUGCAAGUUUGUUACCCCAUAUCUCUGAAAACAGGAUUUAUCAAAUAGAUUCCUCAAAUAUUGAGAAAAAGCCUCCCAUUACAUCAGCUGCUGAUGAAGCGGAGAAGUUGAACUCUGCAAAAAAAGAUAUCAUCUGUAUUCAGCCUGAAAACACUGCCACUGUCAGUCAAGAGAGGCAGCUAAUCAAAGCAGCAGUGUCUGAGGCAAAGCCAGACAGAUUUGUGUCAGCCUAUACACAAACUGAACAUUCCAGAAAGAUUGUUAAAAAAUCUGAAUUCGUCAGAACUGAUCCUGACGAUGAGCAGGACAGCACAUUCUGUCCACCACCCCUGUUCUACUGUUCCACUGAAAAAGCCAAAGUGGAGAAAGACACAGUAAUGCACAAAUUAUCCAGUCCAGGAAUAGAAGCUCUGAAAAUAGAGGAUCUAGAUGUGGCAGAGGAUCUAGACUCAGAGGAAGAAUCAUCUGCAGUUGAAAACAAUGAUCCUUCAAAGAGUGAGAAGGUAGAGGUAAAGUCAAAAUGUACUCCAAGGACACAGGAACAACCAACAACACCAUCUAUUCUUGGAGAUGCUGUAAGACAGCUACCUCUACUGAAUGCUCUUCUUGUUGAACUCUCACAGCUUAAUGGACAGACACAGCAACAACCAUUAUCAGUGCAUCCACAGCUGGCCUGGAUAUACACAUCUUCAUCUCAACCAUCUCCUGUCUCACCUGCAAGAGGAGAAUCCAGACCUGAGACUGUCAAACAUCCUGCAACAUCACCACCAAGAAUGAGUCAGUCAUUAAGUCCAAGAUAUAGACAGGCCGGGCUUCGAAUUAAGUCUGCCAUUCCAUCUAUGUCCCCCUCAGAGGGUUCAAAGAAACGUCCACACUGCAGUAAGUCAGGCGCUAAGGGGAAGCUACGAUAUGGCUUAACAAACACCUUUCGCCUGAGACUGAGACAGAUAAAGCCAGGUGUGUCAAGGAGACAUGAGUGCAUGGCAAAUCAAAAUGACUACAGUGUGACACCAGCAGAGCCAGAGAAACAAAGAUUAGUCAGACCUAAACAGUCUCAAAAGUCAAACAGUCGACUUUCCAAUGUCGACAAAAAAAUCAAAGCACUCAUAAACAGUCCACAAAGAGAUGCCUCACCACUGGAACGCACAUUGAAAUCCCAGAAUAAACCACACUCUACCGAUGUACAUAUAAGUGGUCACAAUAAAAAGAAAAAACACCAUCCUCAGAAUCAGGCAGCCUCUCUAAAAAGCUCAUCAGGGAAAAACUGGCACGAUGAGUUGGACAAAGAAACACAAGCCCAUGUUCCAAGUGCAGUGAGCCAGUACUCAGACCUCAGUGAUGCUGAAGAAAACAGUGGUCAAACAAGCCGCGCUCAACCAAACUUAACCAUCCCUCAUGUCCUUAGCUCCAGCGAUGAUGAGGUUGGGACUCACAGGAGACGCAGACUCAGCAGUCUUAUACAAAAACCAGACAGUGACGAUGCAGAGCCAGAGGAGUACCAAGAUGAUUUCACCAGUCUAGAUCCCACAGACAGCUGCUCUCCUGACCUUCUCAGCAGCCCAGAGCCAGGUACAUUCAGGAAGAACCCAAUGUCAAUUGACCAUUCCAGCUCAGACAGUGAUUCCUUUAGGAGUGAUGCUCUACCUGUUCCAGUCAAAGCAGCAGCUUCUCCCCAGCGUACUCUCAAAGGUACACACACCAUCCAGUCUCGUCCUCAGGCAUCUGUUCACAUCGUGUCCUCAGGCAACAGUGAAAGUGAUUCCAGAUCAGAUUCAUCUAUUAGUUCCAGAUAUCACCAGAGGAGGUUUGGAACACAAGGUAGCGGAACAAACAGUCAGAAGGACCCCCAGAGUCCCAUGGGGUUUGAAAGUCUGCAGAGAGACCCCACCAAGGAGAGUACACUCAUCAGAGGCACAUCUGGUGAAUCAUUUUUACCCGCCAAUGACUCUGUCUCUGACUUAGCCCUUUCCUCAGACUGCCUUGAGGCUGAGGAGGAAAGGGACGAGCUGGGUUCUCUUGGAUUUGAUCGUAAAUACAGACACAUCUCUGAGCUGGUGGUCAAAAAGCUUCCAGGUUAUACUCUGUGA
Chanos chanos (milkfish) is the source of this 2628-nucleotide messenger RNA. It is a transcript of the gene map10, whose product is annotated as microtubule associated protein 10. Gene Ontology annotation, cellular component: midbody; mitotic spindle pole; mitotic spindle midzone. Bases 1 to 2628 code for a protein of 875 amino acids. Gene Ontology annotation, biological process: positive regulation of cytokinesis; mitotic spindle midzone assembly; cytoplasmic microtubule organization. Gene Ontology annotation, molecular function: microtubule binding. The record is from RefSeq and is a predicted model, not a curated record. The transcript has a single exon. NCBI's taxonomy places the organism in Eukaryota, Metazoa, Chordata, Actinopteri, Gonorynchiformes, Chanidae.